GGUCCGCCUCGUGCUGGGAUUGGCUGGCCAAGAGCGAGCGCCCGUGCGGAUUGGCUGGCGAGGUUUUAGAGGGAGUCCCGCUGUCCAAUUAAAGCGGCUCCGCUGCGCUCGGCUGCUCACAGAGCUGCCCCCGGGCCCGCGAACUUGGCCAUUCAGUCUCCCCAGUGCUUGCUGCGCGCCCUCGCGCCUCUGCCUGAGAAGCCAGGCGCUGUGUCUCCACCCGAGAAGAAGAUGGCAAAGGUGGCUAAGGACCUCAACCCAGGAGUUAAAAAGAUGUCCCUGGGCCAGCUGCAGUCAGCAAGAGGCGUGGCAUGUUUGGGAUGCAAAGGGACGUGUCCGGGCUUCGAGCCACAUUCGUGGAGGAAAAUAUGCAAGUCUUGCAGAUGCAGUCAGGAAGACCACUGCCUCAGCUCCGACCUAGAAGAUGAUCGGAAAAUUGGUCGCUUGCUGAUGGACUCCAAGUAUUCCACCCUCACUGCCCGGGUGAAAGGCGGAGACGGCAUCCGGAUUUACAAGAGGAACCGAAUGAUCAUGACCAACCCCAUUGCCACUGGGAAGGAUCCUACCUUCGACACCAUCACCUAUGAGUGGGCUCCCCCUGGAGUCACCCAGAAACUGGGCCUGCAGUACAUGGAGCUCAUCCCCAAGGAGAAACAGCCAGUGACGGGCACCGAGGGCGCCUAUUACCGCCGCCGCCAGCUCAUGCACCAGCUCCCCAUGUAUGACCAAGACCCCGCUCGCUGCCGCGGACUUUCGGAGAAUGAGUUGAAAGUGAUGGAAGAAUUCGUCAAGCACUAUAAGAGUGAAGCCCUCGGCGUGGGAGAGGUGGCCCUCCCGGGGCAGGGUGGCUUGCCCAAGGAGGAGGGGAAGCAACAGGAAAAGCCAGAGGCCACAGAGACCGCUGCCCCAACCACCAACGGCAGCCUCGGAGACCCAUCCAAAGAAGUGGAAUACGUCUGUGAGCUCUGCAAGGGUGUCGUCCCUGUUGACAGCCCCGUGGUCUACGCAGACAGGGCAGGCUACAGUAAGCAGUGGCACCCGGUCUGCUUUGUGUGUGUCAAAUGCUCUGAGCCGCUGGUGGACCUCAUCUACUUCUGGAAGGACGGUGCGCCCUGGUGUGGCCGCCAUUACUGUGAGAGCCUGCGGCCCCGGUGCUCCGGCUGCGAUGAGAUAAUAUUCUCAGAGGACUACCAGCGUGUGGAAGACCUGGCCUGGCACCGCAAGCACUUUAUCUGCGAGGGCUGCGAGCAGCUGCUGAGCGGCCGGGCAUACAUCAUCACCAAGGGGCAGCUUCUGUGCCCAACUUGCAGCAAGUCCAAACGCUCCUGAACGGCUGCCCACCUGCAGCCAGAAUCCACAGGAUUCCACCAAGAAGGAGAGAGCCCGGCACGCUGGGCCAUCCUAAGCGUCUAACGCCAGAGCCAGUGAGCAGCAUAAAACAGUGAUUUGUUUGUCGGUGGAAAGACAUAUAAUAUAUUCUAGGUUAGGUGGUGGUGGAUCCUGGAGGGUCAGUAGUUUCAAAACCAGAAAUGUUCCAAGAAGUCUUAGGACGGAGUUCUUUUCUGGUUUUGUUGUUGUUUCCCAGCUGCACCCAACUAAAGACAUCCUGCAAGGCAUCCGGCAGGGGAGCUCAAGGAGGAAUUUCCCAGAAUGCAAUUCCGAGUGACCGCAUCACAUAGCUAUAGAAUGUGAGUGCCUUUCUGUGGACAUGGGAGCUCCUCCAAGAGCAGGCUGGGAUCCCAACUAUUGCUUGCUUCCUCUUUUUUCAAGUGGAAUUUGAAUUUUAAAUAAACAACCUUUUUUUGUGGCAUGAUAAACAUAUCAAUAAAAGUUUUGUGAAUUC
Messenger RNA from Otolemur garnettii (small-eared galago), 1843 nucleotides. RefSeq names its product LIM and cysteine rich domains 1 (gene LMCD1). Lineage: Eukaryota; Metazoa; Chordata; Mammalia; Primates; Galagidae. The record is from RefSeq and is a predicted model, not a curated record. Bases 232 to 1329 code for a protein of 365 amino acids. The transcript is spliced from 6 exons. Gene Ontology annotation, molecular function: zinc ion binding.